This is a messenger RNA of Penicillium arizonense, 267 nucleotides long. RefSeq lists its product as uncharacterized. The coding region runs from base 1 to 267 and encodes 88 amino acids. The transcript has 3 exons. Lineage: Eukaryota; Fungi; Ascomycota; Eurotiomycetes; Eurotiales; Aspergillaceae. The record is from RefSeq and is a predicted model, not a curated record.
AUGUCUUCGCAACGAAAGGUUCUCCUGAAUAACCCUUUACCUCAAACCAUGGAUGCAGCUAUACAUCCUCCAAAGUCAUCGCUAGAUACAAUUACCGCGAAGAUCUAUAACGAAUUCACGAUUGUUCAACGCGAAUGCUACCAAAAAGACGGCAUGCUUCGUGCCUACGAAAAGCAAAAUUUUGACUUAAACGCCCAGCUUUGCGACAUGUCCCGGUAUAUCAAAACACUUGAACAGAAGAACUGGAAUCUUAACGAGAAAGGGUAA